AUGAUAUCCGAGACCUGCAAAGACGUCGAUGCGAAAAACUCCAAAGCUACGGGAUCUUUCUCGGCACCAUGCAAAACACUCGAACUCAAAGUGAAAGACACCGAGAAUCGUCAUCAACAAGUCGUCGCAUUGGCAAAAAGUUUGAGAGAUCAGCGAGACAAGCUCAAGCAACAAGUCGAUGGAAAGACCCCAAUAGAACCGGUGCAAAACGAGUCGAUGCAAAAGAAACAGGAGGAAAUUCAACAGUUGCAAGAACAGGUCAACGAUUUGACGCAGAAGCUCGAGGCCGAGGUUGCCAAGGCUAAAGCGCUCCAUGAACAAGCUGAGGAAGAGAAGAACGAAGCCUCAUUCCGAUCGACUGCCAUGUCAAACAUGGUCAAGAAAACCCAAGAUAGGCUGACGAGUCUCACCAAGGAACUUGAAGCAGAAAAGGAAGCCCAUGCGAGAACUCGAGCCGAAGCAGCGCUCCAACAGGCCGCCGUUCAGCCAUCGUCAUCGCAUCCCGUUGAGCUCCCGCCAGCACCAACUCCUGUCAUCUCGCAAUCAUCUGUCAUCGUCCCUUCUGUGCCCACUCCGACAAAUUUACUUCCUCCAACGGACGGCGUUUCACAAGACGGCCUCCUCUCGGCGAUCACUUCAUCUAGUGGCGAGGGUGUUGGCGGAAGAAAGCGAACAGCUACAGGAAAUGAAACAGACAACGAAGCAAAGCGUCAACGCGAAAGCCCCGGUGAAGAGCAAAUCACAAGCAGUGAACGAUUGCACGACGAGGCAGAGGUGUUGCUUGACGAGGACGUCUCAAAUGAAGCGCUUGAAGAAAUCCCAGGGGAAGAUGAGGAUUUGGGAGAUCACGAAGACGAGGAUUUGGAAGGAUUGGAAGAGGAGGGAGAAAUUGGGGAAAUGGAAGAGGGAAACGACGAUGGACUGCCGGAAGUGAUUGACAACUUUGAAGAUGACGAUGAUGAUAUUCAGGAAGUCCCAGACCACCCACUCCAACAUCAACGAAUGCAGCGUCAGGGCACGCCAAGUGAUGACGAUAUUCAAGUGCUUUCCUCGGACACUGAUGAAGGAGAUGGGGCAACUGACUCAGAAGAUGAUCAAGGCAUUGGACGAAUGGACGAGGAACAAGGGGAUGAAGAAGAGGCCGAAGAUUUCGACUACGGUGGGGGAGCCGAGGACUUGGAUGAUGAAGAGGCAGCUGUGGAUUUUGUGGAUGAUGUGAUCAAGGCAUUGGCCGAAUGGACGAGGAACAAUUUUGUGGAUGAUGAUGGUGAAGUGGAAGUAAUUCAAGGAAUCGAUCAAAGCGAUCACGAUGCUGGUGGUGAUGUUGAUGAGCAGACACAAGAUGCUGAAAAUGUUGGCGACGAUUUGGGAGAUCUUGGCGAGGAAAGAGAAGCCGCAUCGGCGAUGGAAGAAGCAGACGAUGAGAGGGAAGAGGGUGAGAAGUAUAUGGCUUUGGGCAGUUUGAUUCAGAGUGCGGGUCUCUACGUGACUCCAAUGAAUCGUCAACAAACGGCACAACGUGGUGGAAUGAUCAGUGGACGAGGACAGCCACAAAUGGCUCGCCGCGGUGGUGCUCCAGGACUAGCACAACGAGCUCGUCGGGGAGGAGGUCGAGGAAUC
This is a messenger RNA of Mesorhabditis belari, 1620 nucleotides long. NCBI's taxonomy places the organism in Eukaryota, Metazoa, Nematoda, Chromadorea, Rhabditida, Rhabditidae. The record is from the annotation of a GenBank genome assembly.